Molecule: messenger RNA, 2538 nt
Organism: Macroventuria anomochaeta
Lineage: Eukaryota; Fungi; Ascomycota; Dothideomycetes; Pleosporales; Didymellaceae
Product: catalase/peroxidase-like protein HPI
Exons: 2
Coding region: 14-2299 (761 amino acids)
Biological process (GO): hydrogen peroxide catabolic process; cellular response to hydrogen peroxide
Cellular component (GO): cytosol
Molecular function (GO): heme binding; catalase activity
Source: RefSeq, a predicted model, not a curated record
ACCCACAGCAAUCAUGUCUAAAGGCGAGUGUCCCAUGAAGGUAGCCAACGUCGCUGGUGGCGGUACCACCACGAAGGACUGGUGGCCCAACGAGCUCAAGCUCAACAUCCUGCGCCACCACGACCCCCGACAGAACCCCCUCGGCGCCGACUUCAACUAUGCCGAGGAGUUCAAGAAGCUCGACUACCAGGCCCUGAAGAAGGACAUCACCGCGCUGAUGACCGACUCGCAGGAGUGGUGGCCCGCCGACUUCGGUCACUACGGUGGUCUCUUCGUCCGAUUGGCAUGGCACUCUUCCGGUACCUACCGUGUCACUGACGGCCGCGGUGGCGGUGGUGAGGGCCAGCAGCGCUUUGCUCCCCUCAACGCCUGGCCCGACAACGUCUCGCUCGACAAGGCUCGUCGCCUGCUAUGGCCUAUCAAGCAGAAGUACGGCAACAAGAUCUCCUGGGCCGAUCUGAUACUCCUAUCCGGCAACGUCGCCCUCGAGUCCAUGGACUGCCCCACUUUCGGGUUCGCUUGUGGCCGCACCGACACAUACCAGUCCGCCGAGGACGUCUACUGGGGAGGAGAGACUGAGUGGCUGGGCAACGAUGUCCGCUACUCCGACGGCAACAAGGGUGUCAAGGGCGAGGGCAUCAUGGACGGCGACCAGCACAAGAACGAUGUCGAGUCCAAGGACGAGAUGCACACCCCCCGCGACCUCGAAAAGCCCCUCGCUGCGGCACACAUGGGUCUCAUCUACACAAACCCCGAAGGCCCUGACGGUGUUCCCGACCCCGUCGCCGCUGCGCACGACAUCCGCACUACCUUCACCCGCAUGGCCAUGGACGACGAGGAGACGGCUGCCCUGAUCGUUGGCGGCCACUCCUUCGGAAAGACACACGGUGCUGCUCCCUCCGAGAACACCGGCCCAGACCCCAACGGCGCCGACCUUGCUGAGCAGGGCUUCGGCUGGAAGAACAGCCACGGCACCGGCAAGGGUCCCCACACCAUCACAUCCGGCCUCGAGGUCACCUGGACUGGCACACCCACCAAGUGGAGCAACAAGUUCCUCGAGUACCUCUACGGUUUCGAGUGGGAGCUCGAGAAGUCCCCUGCUGGCGCCAGCCAGUACGUCGCCAAGGACGCUGAUGCCAUCAUCCCCGAUGCGUACGACUCCAACAAGAAGCACAAGCCUCGCAUGUUGACCACCGACUUGGCGAUGCGCUUCGACCCCGAGUACGAAAGGAUCACCCGCCGCUGGUUGGAGCACCCCGAAGAGCUUCACGACGUCUUCACACGCGCGUGGUUCAAACUCCUCCACCGUGACAUGGGUCCUCGCUCUAGGUGGAUUGGUCCUGAGAUCCCCAAGGAGGUUUCCCUCUGGGAGGACCCCGUUCCUGAGCAGGAGGCGGAGGUGAUCGGCGAGAGUGACAUCUCGUCGUUGAAGAAGGAGAUCCUCAACGCUGGUGUCGAGCCCUCCAAGCUCAUCCGCGUUGCCUGGGCCUCUGCUGCCUCCUUCCGUGGCUCUGACAAGCGUGGUGGUGCCAACGGUGCCCGCAUCCGUCUUGAGCCCCAAAAGAACUGGAAGGUCAACAACCCGUCCGAGCUUCAGGAGGUCCUUAAGGCUCUCGAGGGCAUUCAGUCCAAGUCCAGCAAGAAGGUCUCUCUUGCUGACUUGAUCGUCCUUGCCGGUGUUGCCGCUCUCGAGAAGGCUGCUGGUGUCUCCGUUCCCUUCACACCUGGCCGUACGGACGCCACACAGGAGCAGACCGACGUCCAGUCGUUCGAGCACCUCGAGCCUGUCACCGACGGUUUCCGCAACUUUGGCAAGGGCUCCGACCGUGUCCGCACCGAGCAGUUGGACGUCGACAAGGCCAACCUCCUCAAGUUGACCGCACCUGAGAUGACUGUCCUAGUUGGUGGUAUGCGUGCCCUCAACGCCAACUGGGAUGGCUCUUCUCACGGUAUCUUCACCAAGCGCCCUGGCCAGCUCACCAACGACUUCUUCGUCAACCUGCUUGACACCAACGUCGCCUGGAAGGGCGCCGACUCCUCCAGCCCUCACGAGCUGUACGAGGGUACUGAUCGCAAGUCUGGCCAGAAGAAGUGGACAGGAACCCGUCACGACCUGAUAUUCGGUUCGCACCCCGAGCUGCGUGCCAUCGCCGAGAUUUACGCACAGCCCGACAACUCCGACAAGUUCGUCAAGGACUUCGUCGCAGCAUGGAACAAGGUCAUGAACUUGGACCGUUACGAUGUCAAGGCGAAAGCGGUGAGUGGCACAUCAAGUGUUUCGAGCAGGCCUCGUCUUUGAGCGAGUGAUUCUUCUGUGGCAUUUACGCUUUUUGUACCAUUUGUUCGCUACUGUAUUUUAGUUUGAGCGAAAAAAGCGCGGUUCACUGACGAGCAAUGAUAGUAAUGAUACCGUAAGUAGAGCUGUAGAGCCAUAGCCACCCCAAAAGAUACCUAGGUAGUUGGUAGUGUAGGAUCAGAUAGGAAGACAGCGAAGCCACACGAUACCGAGGCACAUGGUUAUGACUUUUGAAUAUCAAC